Laccaria bicolor S238N-H82 is the source of this 882-nucleotide messenger RNA. RefSeq lists its product as uncharacterized. Gene Ontology annotation, biological process: mitotic sister chromatid segregation; mitotic cell cycle; protein localization to kinetochore. The record is from RefSeq and is a predicted model, not a curated record. The transcript is spliced from 2 exons. The coding region runs from base 1 to 882 and encodes 293 amino acids. Gene Ontology annotation, cellular component: nucleus; chromosome, centromeric region. Lineage: Eukaryota; Fungi; Basidiomycota; Agaricomycetes; Agaricales; Hydnangiaceae.
AUGUCAGUUUCGAAAUCCCUUCCUGCGUCAAGUACACAGGCGCCAACGCUUCUGCUAUGCGAAGCUCUGGGGUUCUCACCUCAGAUUCUGCUCGACGACAUAAUAAACAUCGCCAAUAACGCCGUGCAAGAUGGUGUCAACGGCAUGGAAGAAUUUCUCGAAAAGUGGGCUGAGGAACGCGCUUCUCGAGGCAAUACCGCUGCCAUCGACAGCACGCACGAGGUAGAACAGGGCUUGGUCGCGUUCCAGACGUUGCUGGAGUACCACACGGACAUUGCGUUCGAUUUCUUUGAGGGAUGGUCGUUGCGAAAUAUCUUCCAUAUUCCACCUGAUUUACCCAUUGUCCUUCCGCAUCAAGAGGGAUUGGAUUUAACAGUGACGGCUGAGAGAGAACAAGAGCUCAUGAAUGAGAUGGAGGAUCUUAGGAAUCAGCUUGAUAACCAAAGGAAACUUAAUCGACUCCUCACCCGCGCUGUGCGCGUCUCAUCACAGAAACGAAAGGUGGCAGAGAUGCGUCUGGGUAAUCUCUCCCAUCUCGCAUCGUCCCCUUCCGUUCCUUCGCCUCUCGACAAAAUGAAGGCCAUUCCACCGAAGUUUCUGAGCAUGUACCAAGCACUAUCUACACUACCCCAACCGGACCGACAGCUCGACACACCCGUCGAUCCGGGGCAGAGACAAUGGGAGACGAACAAGAGUGGGUAUGUUAACUGGGCAGUAGAUAGGCUGUUGGCCAAGGGAGGCGCAGAUCGGGGUGGGAGCAGGGCGGUGGAUAACCUGGAGACGGCGGCUGAUGAGCUGGGGACGGCGCAGGAGUUGAGGACCGCAUUAGCAGCUGUUGGGGAUGUGAAGGCCGAUUUGGAGGAGGCAAUGGAUGAAUCUUAA